ACAGCAGGCCUGCGCGGGGCGUCGCGCGAGGCGCUCCCCCCCUCCUUGCCGCGGCAGGGCAGCAGCGUCCCUCCAGGGGUUGCCAGGUGCGUCCCCAAGGUGAGCGACGGACCCCCCCGGCAAGCCCCGCUCCUCGGCGCCGCCGCGCCGAACGCCCCGCGGGAUGCCGCUCGCGCUCGCCGGCGGCGCUCCGGGCGCUCCCGCCGCGCGCGCUCCGCGCGCGCGCCCGCCGCUCGGCGGGCGCGGCUGCGUCGGCGACAGGCCGCCGUGUCGGCCGUCGCGGGGGACCUCGGCCUGUGCGGCUCUUGCCGUCGGGGCGGCGGCGGCGCGGGCGCAGGCCCCUCGGCCGCGCGGCGCGCCGCCGUGGCGGAGGCCCAGGCGCCGCCCGCCGCCGAGGAGCCGACGCCGUUCCCCGAGGACGUCCUCUUCCGGGAGAGCCCAUGCUCCUCUUCCUGGAGUUGCUCAAGGAGUCUGGUACGAUCGAAAUGAAGGCGCUCAUUGCGUGCAUGCUGGACAUGGAGGAGCUGCAUGAGUUCGACCGGCAGGAUACCUGGGUGGAGUGGCCCUUCAGCCUCGGGGACGUGAAGAGGACGCCGUACAACCGGGGCUGCUUCCAGGCGCUGUGCGGCAUCCUGCGCCUCGUGGAGCACGGGCAGGGCCAGGUGCAGGGCGUCGCCAUCGACCUCCUGUGGAAGCUGGUGGACGAGGGCGUCACGCUCACGCGCCUGCCGGUCGGGCUGGUGGUCGAGAUGGGCGCCGGGGGCCUCCUCUGCUCGCUGGCGCGGAGGACCGCCGACGAGGUGGUCCUGAAGAUCCUCCGCAAGCUCAUCACCGAUGCUUCGCCUACCACCUGGCCGUCCCUGAUCAAGGGCGGCGUCAUCACGGCCGCCGUCGACGCCCUGAACCUGGAGGACAUCACGCCGAUGGAGCAGCUCGCGGCCCUGGACGUCCUGAUCGCGAUUGCGAAGCGCUCCCCGGCCAGAGCCGUCGAGGAGGGGGUGCACGAGGCGGUGCUGGCCAUCGACAACGAGGGCCUGGUGCCGCGGCGCAACAGGAUCCUGAACCUGCUGCGCCCGAUGGUCCGGCUCGAGGGCGAGGAGAGGACGGCCAGCGCCUGCCGACGACGAACCUCCGCGCCGGCGGCCUCAGGUACUGAGAGCGGGCGCAGGCUGCCCCGCUCCUCCGGGGAGGAGGAGGCACGGUAG
Prorocentrum cordatum is the source of this 1205-nucleotide messenger RNA. The record is from the annotation of a GenBank genome assembly. Lineage: Eukaryota; Dinophyceae; Prorocentrales; Prorocentraceae.